AGUGGAACAUGUCAAAAGGGCAUUUAAGUAACAAGGAUCAAACUCUUCCCACAGAGACAAACGUUCUUAUCCGAUUCAACUCGUGUUCGUUCGUUGCUACCUGGAAAUUAAAGAGAGUAUACUUGAAGUUGUAAAUGGCACACUCUCUGAGUUUUGCACCUUUUUGUUCCUUCAAAUCCUCGUGCACACCAGGCACAGUUACCGGUAAUUCGGUUGCCCAGAAGGCUUUUUGGAUAACCGAAGCAUGCGACGGUUCCAAAGCUCGAAACUUUCAGUCUUUGAAGGUUAAGGCUACUGAUGAUAAACCAAGCACCAAAACAAAGAGUAUCGUUUGUCCUGAUUGUGACGGAAAUGGUGCAAUAUCAUGCACUCAAUGCAAAGGUACUGGAGUUAAUUCUGUGGAUCACUUCAAUGGACAAUUUAAAGCUGGUGGAUUGUGUUGGCUAUGCAGGGUUCUUCACGUGCUUCUAUACAAUUCAAUGGUUGAACUGGGAAAAAGGGACAUAUUGUGUGGAAGUUGUAAUGGAGCUGGCUUUGUUGGAGGAUUCAUGAGCACAUUUGAUGAUUAGAAUAUCUACCAGAUUGGAUAUUUUAAGAAUGGUUUUGUUAUAUCUAAAGAAAAAAGGAGAGUAGAUUUAGUUUUGAGUGAUUAAUGUUAUACUUUGCCAUUUUUUUUGGUAAAUGUAAGAUUUUUUUACAUUAAUUAUUGUUGCAUGAUGUUUUCUAUUUAUUGUUUCA
This is a messenger RNA of Cajanus cajan (pigeon pea), 738 nucleotides long. The record is from RefSeq and is a predicted model, not a curated record. Lineage: Eukaryota; Viridiplantae; Streptophyta; Magnoliopsida; Fabales; Fabaceae.